Molecule: messenger RNA, 7134 nt
Organism: Gryllus bimaculatus (two-spotted cricket)
Lineage: Eukaryota; Metazoa; Arthropoda; Insecta; Orthoptera; Gryllidae
Source: the annotation of a GenBank genome assembly
CCGCGCAUGGCUUUGUGGAGGAUGACGUCACACUGCUUGUUUCCCAUCAGCCUGCACGAGUCGCGGUGCGCUAGUGUGGGCUGAUUUCAGUUUACACGAAUUUUAGCUCGUCCUCUUCAUACCCUGUAGUGUCUCCUCUUCAGUAGUGUAUAUAUUAUAGAAGUGUUUAGCAGUCUAAUUGUUUCAUAGUGUACAUAUUUGUGUUUUCAUGCGGAUUUUUAACGGAGACUAUCCGGUCAGCUGUUCCACACGGAGCGGCCUCCUUGCAUAUUGAAAAUGGAAGCCAUCUUGGGUUAGGUUGUCAACUGCAUAGAUGGAGAUUUUAACGAAUUUAUUAAUGUAACUUGCGCACGGUUUUACGUUCCGACUUGCAGUAGAGUUUCGCGAUACUAUUUUUUAACCGUCAUCAAGAUGUCGGCAGAACAACGUGAACGUGAAAUAGCUGCUGAAGACAGCAUUAAAGUGGUGUGUCGAUUUAGGCCUUUAAAUGACUCUGAAGAAAGAGCUGGAUCAAAAUUUAUUUGUAGGUUUGGAGAUAAAGAUGACCAUGUAUACAUCGGGGGGAAACUUUUUAUGUUUGACAAAGUAUUUAAACCAAAUGCAACUCAAGACAAAGUUUAUAAUGAAGCUGCAAAAUCAAUUGUCACAGAUGUCCUUUCGGGAUUCAAUGGCACAAUCUUUGCAUAUGGUCAAACCUCAUCUGGCAAAACGCACACAAUGGAAGGUGUCAUAGGAGAUUCCGUAAAGCAAGGCAUUAUUCCACGUAUUGUUAAUGACAUUUUCAAUCAUAUUUAUGCUAUGGAAGAAAAUCUCGAAUUUCACAUAAAAGUAUCAUAUUUUGAGAUUUAUAUGGACAAGAUUAGAGAUUUACUGGAUGUUUCAAAGGUGAAUUUAAGUGUCCAUGAAGACAAAAAUAGAGUGCCUUUUGUGAAAGGUGCAACCGAGAGGUUUGUUUCUAGCCCAGAGGAAGUAUUUGAAGUAAUUGAAGAAGGAAAAUCCAACAGACAUAUUGCCGUUACAAAUAUGAAUGAACACAGUUCACGAUCUCAUAGUGUGUUCUUAAUCAAUGUUAAACAAGAGAACUUAGAAAACCAGAAAAAAUUAUCUGGGAAACUGUAUUUGGUAGAUUUAGCUGGAAGUGAAAAGGUGAGCAAGACUGGUGCUGAAGGAACAGUAUUGGACGAAGCAAAAAAUAUCAAUAAGUCUUUAUCUGCUCUUGGUAAUGUCAUCUCAGCAUUAUCAGAUGGUAAUAAAACGCACAUACCAUACCGAGAUUCAAAACUUACUCGAAUUUUACAAGAGUCGUUGGGUGGUAAUGCACGUACCACCAUUGUUAUUUGCUGUUCCCCAGCUUCAUUCAAUGAAGCUGAAACAAAAUCAACCCUUGAAUUUGGGCGACGGGCAAAGACCAUUACAAAUGUUGUUUGUGUCAAUGAAGAACUUACUGCUGAAGAAUGGAAGAGGCGAUAUGAAAAGGAAAAGGAGAAGGUGGCUCGCCUUAAAGGCAAAUUGGAUAAACUGGAGUUGGAAUUGGAGCGAUGGCGUUCUGGUGAAACAGUCACUGUUGAGGAACAAGUGAAUCUCCAGGAAAUUGAUGUAGCUACUCCAGUUGCCCCUGUCAGUGAAGUGAAACCUGAUGUACUGGGACCUGUGCCUGCAACUCCUGCUGGUCUUAUGAUUGGCUCUUUAUCUAAUGAAGAGCGACAGAAACUGGAAGAGGAGCGUGAGAGGCUUUACCAUACAUUGGAUGAGAAGGAUGAGGAAAUCAACCAACAGAGCCAGUUAGUGGAGAAGAUGAAGGAUCAAAUGUUGGAACAGGAGGAGCUUAUUGCAUCAACACGACGGGACUAUGAGCUCUUGCAACAGGAGAUGAACCGUAUCCAACAAGAAAAUGAGAGUGCAAAGGAAGAGGUAAAAGAAGUGUUGCAGGCUCUUGAGGAACUUGCUGUGAACUAUGACCAGAAGUCUCAAGAAGUAGAAACUAAAAAUAAGGAAUAUGAAAAUCUAACUGAGGAAUUGAUGCAGAAACAGAGUGCUCUCAAUAACACAUCAUCAGAAUUGCAACAACUUAAAGACAUGUCAUCCCAUCAGAGAAAGCGAAUCACAGAAAUGCUCACUAAUCUCUUAAAGGAUCUGGGAGAAAUUGGUGUUGCUAUUGGUGGAGAGAAUGAAAUAAAGGUGUUGUCAGACAGUAACGGAAAAUUGGAAGAGGAAUUCACUGUGGCUCGUUUGUACAUCUCAAAGAUGAAGUCAGAAGUGAAGAACUUGGUUCAACGCUGCCAAGGAUUGGAGAGUUUCCAGGCAGAUUGCAAUAAGAAAAUCACUGAAUAUGAAAAAGACUUGGCAGACUGCAGACUACUCAUCUCACAGCAUGAAGCUCGUAUGAAAACCUUACAAGAGUCCAUGCGUGAAGCUGAGAAUAAGAAGAGAACCUUGGAAGAGGAUGUUGAUGCUCUUCGUGAAGAAUGUGCAAAAAUGAAAGCAGCUGAGCAAAUGCAUGCAGUAACGAGCAAGGAGAAAGCAGAGGAGAAAGAGCAAGCCAAUAAAAUGCGUGAAGCUCUUGAAAUUCAAAUGGAUCAGUUGCGUGAUGCUCAUCAAAAACAAGUCGCAACUUUACGCGAUGAAAUAAUGGAGAAGCAAUCUGCUAUUAAUGAAUUGAAAGACUUAAACCAGAAAUACACUCUAGCUCAUCAACAAAUGCAGCAAGAUUAUGAAAGAUUGAAACAAGAGGAGAGUGACAAGAGCCUCAAACUCCAGGAGCUGAUUUUGACCAAUGAGAGGCGAGAACAAGCUCGCAAAGAUCUUAAGGGAUUGGAAGACACAGUUGCUAAAGAGCUGCAAACCUUACACAAUUUGCGCAAAUUGUUUGUUCAAGACUUGCAGGCUCGCAUCAAGAAGUCUGUUAAUGCUGAUGACAAUGAAGAUGAUGGUGGCUCCUUAGCACAGAAACAAAAAAUCAGCUUUUUGGAAAACAACCUAGAUCAGCUAACCAAAGUGCACAAGCAAUUGGUGCGUGAUAAUGCAGAUUUGCGGUGUGAGUUGCCGAAACUGGAGAAAAGAUUGAGAGCUACAAUGGAAAGAGUGAAGGCUUUGGAGUCUGCUCUGAAGGAUGCCAAGGAAGGUGCAAUGAAAGAUAGGAAAAGAUAUCAAUAUGAAGUGGAUAGAAUUAAGGAAGCAGUUCGCCAGAAGAACUUAGCUCGACGUGGACCCAGUGCACAGAUUGCUAAGCCAAUACGAGCUGGCCAACAUCACACCCAUCUUGGAACACCGGGAGUUCUUCGGGGAAGUGCCCCAAUUGUGCACAGUGGGGGAAUGCCUACCCGGAUCAUCAGUAGUGAUGAAGAGAUGAUGCGCAAAAAGAAGAUUGUAACUGGAGGCAACAGAGAGCUUAAUGAAAGCUGAGGGGCUUUACUACAUGAGGUGCUGUCUGUAGAAGUAUAGUAACAAUAUACCAACACAACUCACAUAACACUUAAUAAGAGAACUAUUCCAAAUCAUUUCACUAGAAUAUAAAUAUAUAUAUUAUAAUUUUUGUCUUAUAAAUCUUUAACACAGUUUAAAAAAGCAUACCUAUUACAAUGGUCUCUAUCUUUCUGUGGUGCUUAUAUCUAAAACAGAAAAGAAAUGUCAAAGUGCUGCGCCGCAAAUUUUUAAGUCUGUGUUGAGUUGGUGUGUUAUGCAAUGUUGCAUGUAUAUGAGGGAAAGACCAGCAUCAAAGCUAGAUUAAUGUCUGUUUGGUUUGAUGUUUUUUGUUUUAUGCCCUCGUGUAAUAAUACAUUACCUUUUACUUCCACUCUUUACUGUCAGGAUAACUGCAAGAGUGGUAUGAAUUGGGCUUACUAUGAAUGAAUCGGGUCCUAUUUUGAAUUAUCUAUUCAUAGUAAAAUGUAAAAUCAACUUGCUUUCAGUGGCUUUGAAUGCAACCAAAGAGAUAAGGGGAAAUUUGGUAAAGCAGAUGCAAUUUGUAGGCAAUAUGAAUAGUCUGCAGUUUUAAAGAGUUCAAUUUUGUUCAUGUAAAUUGGCAACCCUCCUCAAGAAACUAUUUAUAAAAAGUUGGGAGCAGUUGAAAAUUUUGUUGAAACUGGUCAUUAUUUUAUUUGUAAUUAAUUCUUGAUUAGUAUCUAUAUUAAUUUAUGUCAGUGGUUUGAAUUUGUGUCAAUAUAUUAGUAUUGACAUCAAGAAAUUAUGCCUGAGAUUGUGGUAUUUUACAGAUGUCUUUGCAUCUGGUUAGUGAUAUGUUGGGUGAGUUUGCAACAUCCAGAAUCGCAAAGAAAGCAUAUCAGUUCCCCUUCCUUUCUUGUUCCUGGCAAUUUACAAUGAAGUUGAGGCAUAGUUAUUUAAAUAAGAAUAUUAUAAAUUUUACAUUUAAGGAGAAUAGUGCAAUUGGUGCCCAUUUUUAAGAAAUUAUUAUUUCUAUGCAUUUUUAUUGCUUUUCACUUUUAAUGUUAUUUAUUUAAUUACAGAAAAUGUUCUUGAAGGCCUUUUCAUAUAUAGUAUAUUGAGAUCGUGUACUGAAUGAUGGAUUGAAGUGUCAACAAAUUGCACUCAGACAAUCUCCAUGUCAACAGGGUAAAAUAACUUUUUAAUGUUAGAUUGUGUUAAGUUUUCCCUGUGAAUUAUGUGUAAAUGUGAGUGUGCAAUAGGUGAAUGAACAACGUUUUUUAAGAGUUCAGUUCUAUUUACAUCUUGUUAAUUUCAUGCUUGUAUUAUUACAUCAGUAACUGUUCUUCCUUUUACCACCACUAACGCCCUGUAUUUUCAUUGGGAUUGGUGAGUAGUGUUUGUUGACAAUGUACUCAGAAGACCAACUUAGCUGCCUAUGCUAAGUUCCUGGGUGUCCUUCUGAUGAGUGGAUGGCUUUUGGUUUCGAGUCAUUGUCAUUUGACACAAUCCACAUUUGUCUUUCUUUUGGAUACUUUUAUAAUGUGUGUGUGUGUUUUUAGUGCAGCUGGUAAAAUAUGUGUGCAGUCAUUUCAUGAGGUACAUUGUAGUUUUACUAGUUGAUUUGUGACAAUUCUGUCUUCAAGAUUUUACUCUAAAGAAAGCAUUUUAUUUUCUUCAUUAUAAUAUAAUAAUCCAUCCGUUCUUAAAUAAUUUGUUGAGUGUACCAAUAUGACUGAGGGCAUAUUUUAAAAUGUAAACUAAUUAUGUUUAUAUCCUAAGUGCUUUAUAGAGUUUAUGAGGAUAUGAAAUUUGUGAAUAACUUUUUAUUUUUGUUAGGGAUAUAUGCUUUGAAGUGCUACAGUUCUAUGUAAGCCAGGUUCUUAAAUAUGGUUUUUUAUUGACAUGUCCUUUUAAGGACAUACGAAUGUUGAUUGUAAAAUACAAGUUACCUUUGCUGAGGGUCUAGGGUGUGUAGUGAAGAUUGCUUAGUAGUUCGCAUCAUGUUAAUCAUGCAUUAAUGAUCAUGACAUUUUGUCACUAUUUAAUUUGCAAAUAAUUGGUACAUUUGUAGCAUAUGUGAUACAUUUUCCCCCCCUAAUUUAUUUGAUUGCCUUUUUAUAUACACAGCAAAGAUGUCUUUUAUGUAAGGGUGGAAGCAGUGCACUACUUAAAGUGGUCCAAUAUAUUUUACUUUUCCUGUUAUUUCCUGUAUUCUUUGCAAGCUUGCAGCACAUAUAUGAGCAGAAACCUCAAGUAUUGUUGUCUGCUUGAAGUACUACCCUGUCAUAGUUUCUCAAAACUGUUGUGGAGAAAAAUUAAUUUAUAAAAAUGACACUUUUUUAACAGCUGAUCAAAAUGUAACCAAAAAGUAGAAAUAUAGAUGUAGCUGAACAAUGUUAAAUACAAGCUUAUUUAUUUAUGUUGUGAAAAAACAGCUACAACUGACCCGUUUCCAGCUGUAAAUUGUAUUGUGAUAAAUAUAGGAUGGAAAACCAUUAUUGAAUUUGUGGAACUCGACAUUAUAUACAUUUUCCUGGAAGUAACAAUGGAGAUUUGUUGGAAAACAGAUUUUUAUAAGUUUUUUGUAGGAAGUAUUCAUGAUGGGGAAUGCAAUUCCCUUGAGCAUUUGUUGCUUCUGCUGCUACGUACAUAAUUCUGAUCUUGAUCAGUGUGAAGGUAUCUGUUAUGUAUUUUAAGUAGUAAAAAUGUGGCUUCCUUUGGCACUCUUAGAUGCAGAAAUACCAAAGUAGUAAUUUGACUUUGUGUGUUGUGCUGACUGCUUGCAUAUUGUUAAGAUUUCUUUAGUCACAUUCAGUGAUAUAUCAUUCCCAAUUGACUUACUGACUUGUUCAUAAAUGAAGCAAUGGGAAGUAUGGUCAAAACUUCAUUGAAGUUUAAAUGGAGCACUGUAAAUUUCACAGUUGCUGGUGAUGAAUGACAGUUAGAGGUUUUUAUAAUACUUCAAACAAUACACAAAAGGUUAGAUUUUUCCCAAAUGAAGCAUAUGCAAGUUUGGUCAAACAGUUUUCCUGUUUUUUAUGGUUUGAGUCUUAGCAAUAUAAUUCUGAAGUUUUAAUUUAUAUCAUUGUAAGUUUGCUAUUUGGGAUCAAUAUAACCUUUUGGUAUGGACUGUACAUGUGUAAGAAGCAACUAUUUGUAGGUUGUCCUAAAAAUUGCACCAAGGCAGGGGAUAGACAAAAAAGGCAGGCAAAAUAGUAUUAAAAUACCCUGCCUAGUGAAGAUGAAUGUAACAAAGAAAUGAAAACCUUUCUUGUCUUGUCCCGCAUCUCUUGGUGUGAGUGAAAUGUUGCAUUUUUCUUUAAUUUAAAGACAUUGGAAAGCCAUGUGUGGUGUGCACUUCCCUCAUUAUUACAUAAACUGAUAAAUUGGUAGCUUGUCUGCCUCUUCCUUUGUAAGAUAAAUUAUUUUAUUGCAGGGUUUUGCACUGUGACUGCUUUUAGCAGUCCUAUGAAUAAAAAAUCCAAUAAAGUUAUUUCGAGUGGUAUUUGUCUUGUGAUAAAACACCUUAAUGCCCAAAGUUUUUGAGAAAACAUUUAUUUAAAAUUAGUUUCAAGAAAUUAUUACAGUGCCUGAAGAAUGAACUGUAUAGACAAGUGCAACAUGCCAUGGAUGAUUGAUAUAACUUGUAAUCAGUAUUGUGAUUGUGACCCAAAAUAAAAUGUGCAUAAGGCAUUCUUCAAACUGCUUUGCAUAUAUUUUUCUAACUUUUGAAGUUCCUGGUAAGUUUUA